Molecule: messenger RNA, 3453 nt
Organism: Manis javanica (Malayan pangolin)
Lineage: Eukaryota; Metazoa; Chordata; Mammalia; Pholidota; Manidae
Gene: ERMAP
Product: erythroblast membrane associated protein (Scianna blood group)
Molecular function (GO): protein binding
Source: RefSeq, a predicted model, not a curated record
AUGGAGCUGGCCCGUUCCUCUGACUCCUGGCUCUCCAGCGGCCUCAUCACACUCCUCUUCCUCUGGCUGCCUGAACCCGUGUCAGGCGCAGGGGAUGCCGGCGAGUUCCACCUGGCUCCACUAGGGGGCACAGCCAAGCUGCUCUGCCCCGUCUCACUCUGGCCGGUCGCCGUGCCCGACGUGGUGAGCUGGCUGCGGUCCUCACCCCUGGGGCGCUCCCUGGCUGUGCACAUGUUUCGGGAUGGGAAAGACCGGGAGGAAGAUGUGAUGCCAGAAUAUAAGGGGAGGACGAACCUGGUGAGAGACGCCGGCGCGGGAAGUGUCACGCUGGAGAUCCGCGAUGUCCGGAUGGAGGACCGAGGGCUGUACCAAUGUCAGGUCCAGGUCGCAAAUCAGAGUCGAGAGGGCACCGUGACCUUGCAGGUUGCAGUUCUAGGCUCGGACCCUUACAUCCACGUGAAGGGCUACGACGCUGGCUGGAUCCAUCUAGUGUGCAGGUCUGUGGGAUGGUUCCCAGAGCCUCGGGCCGAAUGGAGAGACCCUGAAGGCAGGGUGCUUCUCUCCCUGUCGGAGGCCCAUUCCCUGGACGAAGCCGGGCUCUUUCAAACAGCAGUGUCCAGCAGAGUCAGGGACAGCGCGCUGGGGAAUGUGUCCUGCAUUAUCCACAACCUGGCCCUUGGCCAAGAGAAGACCACAGCCAUGGCCAUAGCAGCCCCGUCGCCAGAGAAGCUCUCCUCCUCAGCUGUGGCCCUUGCUGUGGUCCUUCCUGUCUUAGGGCUUCUCAUCACAGUGGGCAUUUUCCUUAUAUGGAAGCAGAGAAGAUCAAAAGAGAAGCUUCUCUAUGAACAGAUGAUGGAGGUAGAAAAUCUUCUCUCAGACCAUGCAAAAGAGAAAGGAAGGCUUCAUAAAACCCACAAGAAGCUCCGGAAUGAACUGAGGCUGAAAAGAGCUGCUGCAAACUCAGGCUGGAGAAGGGCCCGGCUGCACUUCAAGGCGGUGACCCUGGACCCAGACACAGCGCACCCCAAACUCAUCCUGUCUGAGGACCGUAGGCGGGUGCAGCUUGGAGACAGAAGGCAGCCUGUGCCCAACAACCCCCAGAGGUUUGACUUUGUUGUCAGUGUCCUGGGUGCGGAGUGCUUCACGGCUGGCUGUCACUACUGGGAGGUGCUCGUGGGGGCCAAGACCAAGUGGGCCCUGGGGGUGUGUAGUGAGGCAGUGAGCAGGAAGGGCAAGGUCACUGCCUCGCCUGCCAAUGGACACUGGAUCCUGCGACUGAGUGGAGGGAAUGAGUACCAAGCUCUCACGUCCCCGCAGACCGCCUUCCGCCUGAAAGAGCCCACACGGUGUGUGGGGAUUUUCCUGGACUAUGAGGCAGGAGUCAUCUCCUUCUACGAUGUGACCCACAGAUCCCACAUCUUUACUUUCACCCACAGUUUCUCUGGUCCCCUUCGCCCUUUCUUUGAACCUUGCCUUCAUGAUGGAGGGAAAAACAUGGCGCCGUUAAUCAUCUGUUCAGAACUCCAGAAAUCAGAGGAAUCAACUGUCCCCAGCCUGGAAGGAAAAGGCCAGCCUAAUGGAGAUGUGGCUGUGAAGGCAGACCCUUCCUUACUCCCCACUCAUGCCCUGGAGCUCAGGGAGAUGAUCAUGUCCUGGCCCUCUCACAAGGGCCCGGCCCUUCAGGGACUCAAGGUUCCUCCUUUUUAGGAACAUGCCUCAUUACCUGCUCCCCUGACCGUUCAGCCUAGUGCCCUGAACUGACACCUGAUUCUGGAACAUCUCAUCUUCCUUCUCCAAAUCCAGACCCUCUUGAGGUUUCUAUUCCUCCACCUUUCUCCCAGGGCCCAGCAGUAAACCCUAUGUUCCUUGGGGACUUGGAAUUCCUAUUGCUGGGAAAGAAUUCUUGAAAACCAAGUGAACCAUCAGAUUGGUUUAGGUGGUGAUGCUGGAUGUAUGUCACCCAGAUACAGGGAUUCCCUACCCUCGGGCUAUUUAGGAGAAUUCUAUCCUCCCCAUCUGCACUCAGGCUUUCAGUCAUGGAGUCAUGGUGCCCAGUCCCUGACUUCUUACUUAUUUCAUCAAGAAUUGCUUUUCCCCUUUCCUUAGCUCAGGUCUCUAGCCACUAAAGCCAACUUUUUAAAAGUAAACAUGCUUUGGGUCACAUACUCUUCCUUCAUUUUUUCUGGAAUAUGGGGCCAGGUGCUGGAGGAGUAAAACAUGCCAUUCUUUUCUAUUGCCUUGAUGCUGUUUACAACAUAGUUUGGUGACAUCCAGAGCUAAUGUACACGUUUUCAAAGCUAAUUUACCUGUUGAUAAUAACCAGGUGCAGGGUUACUAACCUGUAAUCCUGAAAAGCCUCAGGAGCAUGAUCAGAGAGUUGGGAAGCACAACAUUAGACCGAGCAGCCCAAGUGUGUGGCUUGAAAAGACAGCAAUGGAUGAGUCAGUCUAUUGUGGAUUUAGAGAGGCCCAGCUAGAAGAAGUGGCAGUUUUAACCACUAAUGUAGAAACUUUUUUCUGGAAAACUUGACUGUUUGUGUAGCAAACAACCUGUUAGGUCAGAGAGUAUUGAUUUCAAAUAGAAAGUUGGUAGACCAGGUAUGAGGAUAAAAUGGUGAUUUUUUUUUGGUGUGGAUUGCAGAAAGAAGCCUAGUCACUUUCAGGUCACACCACAUAGGUGAUCUGGCCUCUUUGUGGAGACAUUGGCUAUCAGUUUGCUGACAGGUACACAGCUCGAGCCAAAGGAAAAGAGAUCUUUCUGUCAGCAGAUCUCUCUUUUAGUGCCUGUAUUAGUCAGGGUUCUCCAGAGAAACAUUAUAUAUAUAUAUAUAUAUGGGGUGGGGUUGGGGAUUGAGAUUCACUAUAGGGAAUUGGCCCAGUGAUUAUGAAGACUGGCAAGUCCCAAGAUCUGCAGGGUUGGUCAGAAGUUGGAGACCCAGGGGAGCCAAUGGUUUAGUUCCAGUUUGAAGGCUGACAGGCUUGAGAUCCAGGAAGAAUCAAUAAUUAAGUUUGAGUUUGAAGGUAGGAAAAAAGUUGAUGUCCUAGUCUGAAGGCUGACAGGCUGGAAGAAUUCUCUCUGACUAAGGAGAAUGGUCAGUCUUUUGGUUGUAUUCAGACUUUCAAAUGAUUGAAUGAGGCCCAACCCACAUUAGGGAGGGCAACAUGCUUUAUUAAAUCUACUGCUUUAAAUGUUGCUCUCCUUUCAAAACACUCUUACAGAAACACCCAGGAUAAUGUUUGACCAAAUCUCUGGGCACCCCAGUAGCCCAGUCAAGUCGACACAUGGUAUUAAUUAUCAUAGUGCAUGAGUGGAAGUCAUUUGAUUUUGUAUAAUUCUUAAAUAAAAGUUUGGUAUUCAUUGUUUGGCAUGCUGUUAUUUUUAUUAUGAAUAAUGAGUUGUGGGGAAAGAUUUGGGGCUGAAAGAGAAAAGCAAAUUAUGGAAUUGGUUUUGUAC